Molecule: messenger RNA, 1963 nt
Organism: Limanda limanda (common dab)
Lineage: Eukaryota; Metazoa; Chordata; Actinopteri; Pleuronectiformes; Pleuronectidae
Gene: rbm38
Product: RNA binding motif protein 38
Exons: 4
Coding region: 27-782 (251 amino acids)
Cellular component (GO): cytosol
Molecular function (GO): RNA binding
Source: RefSeq, a predicted model, not a curated record
GCCCCCCCCCCUACCCUGCAACCCGCAUGAGUUCUCCUCUGUUCGUGGGUCAGCUGCUGGGGGUCCCGUUAGAGAUAAUGCACCCCACCACCAUGGAGAAGGACACGACUCACACCAAGAUCUUCGUCGGCGGGCUGCCCUACCACACCAACGACGCGUCACUUCGGAAAUAUUUCGAGAGUUUCGGGGACAUCGACGAGGCGGUGGUGAUCACGGACAAGCAGACCGGCAAAUCCAGAGGAUACGGCUUUGUGACCAUGGUGGACAGAGGGGCGGCGGAGCGGGCGUGCAAAGACCCGAACCCCAUCAUCGACGGCAGGAAGGCCAACGUGAACCUGGCGUACCUGGGAGCCAAACCUCGCAGCUCGCAGACAAGUCUCUCUGUUGGAGUUCAGCAAGUCCAUCCUACGUGGGCUCAGAGGCAAUAUGGGCUCGCCCAGCAGUACGUCUACCCCCAGGCGUUCCUCCAGCCCAGCCUGCUGCUGCAGUCCCAGCUCAGCCCCUCAGCAGCCGCCCUCUCUUCCCCUUAUCUGGACUACAGCUCCGCCUACAGCCACUACACCCCCACAGGACUGGAGCAGUACCCUUACAGCCCCUCGCCAUCCCCCUCUGGUGGCUACCUCAGCUACAGCUUCUCCCCUGGCACACCGGCGCCCUCUCUGGCGGCGUCCCUGACCCCCCCGGCCUCCAUCCCCCCUCAACUGGCUGCACUCAGCGCCAUGUCUGCUGCCCCCCAGGCCUUCCUCCACUACCCCCUGCACCAGCCCGACCGCAUGCAGUGAGCAGCCCUGAGAGAAGAGGAGAGGAUCAGCGGAGGUGGAUGAGUGACGACUCAAAGACAGUCUGACUGUUGAGCUGUGUCGUCACCGGGAUGAGACUAAAUCACCAGGAAGAGAGUGUGAUGUAAUCAAAGGGCUUUUAGAAAACACUCGCAUUCCUGUUUCUUUUCUUUUUUUAUAUAAUAUUGUUGAAAUAAAUGUUUUAUUGUUUCAUCAGCAUAUGAUCUGAAUGUUUUUUACUAAAUGGCAGAAGUCAGGGCCUGGAGUGAGAUGACUGGUGAUCUCCUGGACGUGUCUCUCACAGCGUUGACCCUCAGUGUGGAGGUCAGAGGUCGGAGGUUACCGGAGAGAACACGGGCAAAGACAAUGAGAAAUAAGUCUGCUUGACAUGAUGCUGCGGCGGCAGUUUCUACGAACGCCACCGAGCACCUGACGCUGGAUAUCAGCCAAGCUGGGAACUGCCUCCUCUCCCAGAAACACAGGUCCAAUUACCUGCUCAUCAAAGGUUACAUGUGUGUCUAUGGCCUUAGAGAUCUCUCUCCCUCCAUACCGGCUUCAAUCUGCCAUUUUUAUUAGUGUCUCAUCUCAAAUGAACAAAAUGGUUGUUGUUCUCCCUUCUGUUCCUCUUAUCCACCACUGCAAGGUUAUCACACACAGUUUAACAGAAUAUGCAAUUAUGAGGAUGAAGGAUAAGCAUGAACAAAGUAGGCAGCACUGGUCGGUGUAUUGUUUUUAUAUUGCUACUGUUAGAACUUUACUCAGAGAAAGGCUUUGUCAACACUGAAAAACAUCAUAAUAGUCGUCAGAUGGCGUUCGGUCAUUUGUUCGGGUAUUUCUCAUCAUUUAGGAUAUUUAAAUAACAUAGCCAUCCAUACAUAUCAAGUACAUUUGUUUUGAUGUAGGUGUCAAGAAGUAAAUGUUGUGGGUGUGUGAGUGUAAUUUGUGUCUGUGUGUGUGUGACAGAGAAUUAGAGCGAUGAUGCAGUAAUCACCAGUGUGAGGACCAGGAUUCUUCUCCAGCUCAUUGUGCUGGUCAGAGGUGUUUUUAUAUUUCCCUGCAGCAGAAUAAAGACAGAUGUUUCAGCAAUGACACGGGAGUCUCUCGGUGCUGUGGCACCACAUCAGUGGUUAUGAACCAAGCCAUACAUCAAAUAUGCAAAAUAAAAUGAUUAUUUCUGAAACAAA